GGGGCGCUGGGGCCGGCUAUAAAGGAGCAGCGUGGGGCUUGCACACACACCCCCGCUGCACACAUGCAGUGUGCUCAGGAUGACACAGCCCACUACUGUGCUGAGCAUUUUUGCCAUGUUCCUUCACACCACUUUUGGGGAAAGUGGUUGCACUUCAGCAGACGGUGAUGGGACUCUCGGGGAUGAUGAACCAGACAAUUUUGACAUUGAUUGCUUCAGCCAGCUGGAAAUUAAAGACUCCUUUAGCAGCCUAACCUGCAAUUUCACCGAGCUGUCUCCUUACAAUACAAACUACACCCUGUCUCUGUGUACCAAGGAAGACAACAAUUACGCCUGCUCCAACAUGAAGAAACAGGAAGAUGUCUUCUUCUUACAGUUCAUUGAUAUACUCUCAAACAGAGAUGUUUGCAUGUACUCUGAGACGAAGAGAAGGGUCUGCAGGAGUCUGGUUGUAACUGACAUUGUUAAGCCUGAAGUACCAUUCGCUAUAAACAUCACAUAUGAAAGGGAGGCAAAUGAGUAUCUCAUUCGCUACUGUACACCACACUCAAGGAAGAAAUACUUAAAGGACAAAUUAGUGCACCAAGUAGCCUAUCGGCAGAAAGAAGGUACUUGGAAGACAAUAGAGUCACCAUACCUUCAGAUAAAAUUGCUGGGGAAAAACCUUGAAAAUGAAGCAUCAUAUGAGGUGAAAGUACGUUCUCAGCCCAACGGAGAUUAUUUUAAGGGCAUAUGGAGUGAAUGGAGCACUUCCAAGAGCUUCUGGACAGCAAGAGAGCAGCACUCCACAGAAAGAUAUAGCAGUGUGGUCAUGGUUAUAUUCUCCAUCCUGGGAUUCAUGCUGUCUGUUGUUAUGAUUGCACUGAUUAUAGUUUUUUGGAAAAACAGGAUCAAGCCUGCUGUAUGGCCGAACCUUCCUGACCAUAAAAAAACGCUGGAGCAACUAUGCAAGAAGCCAAAAAACAAUUUUGAUAUAAGCUUUAACCCAGAGAGUUUUGGUUAUGUUCAUAUCCAUAAAGUGGAUGGCCUUUGGGCAAAAGCUGAACUGGAAAAUUUUCUGCAGACAUCAACUGCUCCAGAGACAAGCCUUCCAGAAAAAUUCAGGAGUGGAUCAGAUGCAAAGGUGAGCCCUGUGAUGGCAACAAAACCCAACCUAAACCUGCCCGUGUCUUACGAAGGACUCUGGCCAGCUGAAGCCCUGUGCAGGCUCCUGGGCCCCAGCCAGUUUGCAGUCACCGAGGGCAGCUGUGGCUCCAGCACGUAUGAGGUUUGCCACAGCAACAGGGUGCCCCUGCACAGCACUGGUUUCAACCUUUCCUCCACGUGUCCCCUGGGUCUUUCAGGCCAGCCCCAUCCAGAGCCCCUAAAUGAUGACACCGGAUCCCAGAUUCUGCCUAACGGUGACAUGAGAUCACCAAACAACGAGGAAGCCUACGUCACAAUGUCCAACUUCUACAAAAUUCAGUAAAUCUCACAAGAAUUACAGCAUGCAUUUUUUCUCUAACACACACAGGAUACUGAAGCUUUCAGGUUUUGUUUUACUGUAUCCUGUGAGUUCCCACCUCCCUGUGAGCGCACCCAGCUCAUAGUGCAGUGAUGUGCCUGCAGGGAAGGGGGCUCUCCUACAGCCCAGUGAGAAGUGGACUAGCUCAGCAUUCAGUAGGCUGCUAGCAGCCUUCACUGCAGCAGAAAUUAAAUUUAAUUCAACCGGAUUCUGAUCUUCAAAUCUGAUUAAUCCAGAGCAGUGACAAUGCAAUCCCAGCCGAGGAUCACAGCAUGUUUUGUAGAAAUUAAUGAACUCUUUUGUUACCAUUUUGGUUACAAAGUUAAGUUCUUAUUAAUGCCUUAGCAAGAAAUAUGGCAAUAAAUUCCUUUUAACGGAACCCCAUCUCUUUUAAAGACUGGUGGGUCAAGACUAACUCCCCCAGUCAGUCAGAAGACAGAAAAAAGACAAAAAGACAGGAAAUGAAAAUUGCUAUCAAGUAUUAGAUGCCUGGCAAUUCAGGAGCUUGACCACCACAAUGAAAGUUAGCUGAAUGCCCACCAAAAAUGUUACAUGGGCCCACCUGAGGGCAAUGAUUCCUGAGAUGGAUUUAGUUUUUGGUUUGGUGCUCUUUUUUUUGGUAGUUUUUUGGGUUUUUUGAGACAAAAAUUAAACAAAACCAAACCCUGAAUGCCACUACUUUUUGCUAUUGGCAAAGAUCUGGCCUUAAGUACCAAGAUGCACAGGAACUUCUGCUAAUACUUUUGAGGUCUUCAACAUUUCAUGUACCAAAGCAAAGUCAUGAGAAGUAAAGUCAUUUCCCUUCCUAGAAGCUGAAUUAGGUCUGUAAAUUGCAUGAUGCUGUCCUUUUCUGUAGCUCUUAUGCAAUUAUUAAUGUAGCAUAAGUGCUUUCUAUUCCAGAGACUGGUCUGACCAUGUUUGCUUGCUAGCAUUAUCCCCAGCGGCUGUGACUGCACACAGGUACUAUGAAUUUAGACAGGCAAUGUUCUCAUGCAACAUCUGACAUAGGAAGAUGGAUGGAAUGUUGUGGAUCCUUGGCAGUGAUUACAAGAAGUAAUUUGGUUUUUAAAAAUAUCUUAUAGUUUGCCAGGAGAUUUUUUUUUUGUUUGUUGGUUUUUGGGAUUUUUUUA
This is a messenger RNA of Taeniopygia guttata (zebra finch), 2634 nucleotides long. It is a transcript of the gene IL7R, whose product is annotated as interleukin 7 receptor. The record is from RefSeq and is a predicted model, not a curated record. Gene Ontology annotation, biological process: hemopoiesis; positive regulation of receptor signaling pathway via JAK-STAT; cytokine-mediated signaling pathway. Gene Ontology annotation, cellular component: external side of plasma membrane; membrane. Gene Ontology annotation, molecular function: cytokine receptor activity; protein binding. Lineage: Eukaryota; Metazoa; Chordata; Aves; Passeriformes; Estrildidae.